GUGGACACCAAGUGAUCUGUGAGACCAGGACAGUCACUCUCUAUCUCUCUCCUUCCUUCCCUCUCUCUCUUUCUUUCUCUCUUUCUUUCUAUCACCCUCUCUCCCUUCUUCCUUCUUUCUCUCUGUCUCACCCUUGUAUAUUUUCCCCUUUCCUUCACUUUCUCUUUUACUCCUCUUUACUUUUCUCUCUCAUUCAACUCUUCAUUCUCCUUCUCUUUCAUCUCUUACCCUCUUCCUCCUUUGCUGUCUUUAUAAAUGUCCUUUCUGCCCCCUCCCUCUCUUACUCUCUCUUGCUCUCUCUCAAUCACUCUCUUUCUCUAGUCACUCUCACCGUGUGCUCGCGUCGUUCACGCUACUCACAUGGAGACUCUCCACAUGGCUCUCACUCUCGGUGAGCUUGCAGCUCCGUUGAAGAAGAAACAUCAGGAGCCCUCACUGUCAGAGGAAGAGCCAGAGUCUAACUACGCAGACCUUGGGGAAACCACCACGGCCAUCUCGGCAGGCAUGAGGACAGACGCCGCGAAAACUGUGAAGGUCACGUUUACAGGGGAGGGGAACCAGCUGGCCGUGUUCAGAUGGAAGGACACUGGAGAGACAAAUGACUCUUCCUCUACCGUCAAAUCCGAGAGCUCAGCGGGCAAGGAAGAGUCGGAGGAGCUGAGCUACACAGAAAUGCGCCUAGGGAGUAGGAGCCAAUCGGUGGAUGAAAAUGCUACGCCAACUGUGGACGCAGAAUCGCACUACAUCACAACUCACGAAAUCCAGCUGACAGAGCUCGACCAUGAUGCCGACUGCGACUUUGGCCGUGGACCACGCUGGGAUUAUGAUGACGACAAUCUUGUUUACUCAUUUGUGGAUUAUGCAUCGUUCGAGAGUGUUAAUGAAGAUGGAAUCAGGGCCAAAAGCACCCAGCGGAUGGACGUACAGAGUUCUCGACCCCCCAAACUGGCGUCUGUAGGGGCACCAGUUAGCACCGAAAGUGAGCUAUGUGAAUCAGACAAAGGUACAAGUUCGGACGAGAGUCCCAUCAAGACGCAAGAUGACAGGCUCCCUUCCACUGGACAAGUUCAAUUGGCUGUUAAUGCUUGCCCAUCCACCAACUGUCCAGAAGAAGAAGAAACUCCCCGUUACCUAAUGGCACGAAACGCCACCGGAGUUUUCAUAAACUCUUUUAACAAGGACGAGGCACUUCGGGAGCACACUCGCUGUUUCAUCCCAGCCCCUGGCCGGCAACACCUUGCUAGCAAAUUAAGAGGCAAAGAUGUCAAUGAGUAUUCAAGUGGUGCAUCCAGUUCUGUUAGUGAGCUGGACGACGCGGACAAAGAAGUACGCAACCUAACAGCUAAGUCAUUCCGCAGCCUGGCAUGUCCUUACUUUGAUGCCAUCAACCUGAGGACAUCCAGCGAGUCCUCUGUAUCUGAGCAUGGGCUGAGUUUCAACAGAUGGUCUGCCUUCGUUGACUGGAAUUAUGGCAGUAUGGGCCGUGAGCGCAGUACACUAGAGGCCACUAAGCGUGUGGAAGGCAAAAAUGGUAAUGCUGUCACUGUUACAUCCCAAAAUGGAUCCUCUGAGUCAACUGGAAAAAUAGAACCAAGGAACAAGUUUCAGCCGGAGAGAGACAAAGCCAAUGCAGUCACCAUGACUGAGACAUUGAACGUCAGUUACAACAUCCAAUCAGGUUUGGGCACAAAACACACAUAUAGUGCUAUGGGGUCACGUGGGACAGCUAGUUUGGCCAUUGCCAAGCCUGCCAGGCCAGUGCACGAAGGAGCAAAUGUGCCAUGUGAGAUGGAUGACAGCACAGAACACACCUACAAGAAGGCCAUCUUUGCCUCAAGCCUCUUGAAAAAUGUCAUCUCCAAAAAGAUGCAGUUUGAGCAAGAAUGUAAAAUGGAGAGAGACCAAAUGCAGCAUGCUUCGCCAUGCCCUCCAGCUAGGGAACAAGACUCUAACAUAAACAGCACAGACACUAAGGGCUUACAAAGGCAAACAUCCGAAACAGGGUCAGGGUCUGUUGUCUCCCUGGAGGAGCUUGGAGACAUAAUGGACAGUGCUUCCCACGUUUCUGAAGAGGAAGCACAGAGUAGUUUGUGCACUGCCACCGCAGAAGUCAAAGUGGAGUCACCAAGCGAAGCCAGGGCAGACCCUUGCGAAAGCAGAAAAGAUCCUUUACCAUGCAGCCAAAACAGUGCCUUCAAGACCUGGAAUGACGGUGAGCAGGACAGCUUCAAAUUACCACCUGAAAAUGAUGACAAACCUACAGAGAAACUGGCGUCCACCACAAAAACAACAGCAACAAAGGAGAGAGAAAGUGAAAAUGGCAAGACGACCAAAAUGUCCCAUUUGUACGUCCCAAGUUCACAUCUCCAGCCCAAAGUAGAAGCAGGAGGAGUGCACAGAGGAACAAGUACCCCCUCAGAGUGCAAUCAGAGUGGGAAACCCCAGGAGAUUACAAUUCGCUUGCACAGCAUGAAGGAAAACAACAGCAAUCCAUUCAGCAUCUCUAGUCUGCUAACCCCUAACAUUGCUCACCCAGUUAAAAGUCAUGUAGUGUCCAUGAGUGACAAAGCCCCACACUUCAUGGUAAGGGAUGUCCGGGACAAUAAAUGGAAGCUGCAGACUCCUAUCCAUCAGGUGCGGGAUGUGCGCAAGCUGGUGAAAAGCUCCUAUAGGUUUGUCUCACUAGAAAACGUGGACAACAAAACAGGAACCUCUGUGUCACAUGAGGAGAGUCACCCCGUUAAGAAAGAUCCAGACAAAGCUCACUUCCCCAGCCCCAUGGUGAUCAAGUGCCAGUCAGUAAACACAAGUGGUAUUGCACAGCGAGCAGCAAAAGGAAACAGUGAGAUCUCACGAGAAUCAGAGACAGGGCGAGAUGCAUCCCAAUGCACCAGAAACGAAAGCAUGCGUCGGGUUCUGGGGGCGAAACAGACUGACCCAAAACCUGUCAGACAGAAAGUGGAGUGCAAGCUCACAAACCAGGCAGCUCUUGAGAAGCUAAAGGCUGCAGUAAAAACAAUGGAGCAGCUAUACGUCUUCGACAGGAAUGAGUGGAAGCGCAAAACCGAGGCACCGCGAGUAGUUUCAGACAGUCACGUACUCUCUCUUAUCACUAGUGAGGAGCAUGGGAUGGGUGGCAAAAUAGACUCAGAAGAUGAUCUGGGCAAAGUCACAAACCUUGACUUGCACACUGAGAAGAUAUGCGUGAAACCGGCAGUGGAAAUUGAGACAUCUAAAACUGUAACAACAAAGCGUGACUCCAUUGAUGAGAGGUGUUUGUUGGGUCUAGGAAGCAGUCUGGGCAGUAGAACUAUUGCUGCUGCACAGCAAGGCAGUCGCACUGUCCAGAAGUGUUCCAACAGUGGCAAGCCCAGCUCUACUAAAGGUCCCUUGUGCCUAAAGAUUUCUCCACCUAAAUCUAGGUUAGAGGAACAACAUAGAAUUGGAACCACUGCUUCAGAGACUCUUUGUAAACCUCAGCAUCCACAUCCAACUCUCUCUGAUUCUGAAAACUAUCUGACCAUACCUGUCAAAUCUCGCCCAAAAGAACCAAAACAUACCCAUCAACACCGUCCCCCACAAUCCCACCCACCCCUGCAGCGCUCCCCGGUUAUCACAGAUUCUUGGUCUCCUGAGAACUCAACAGCGACCAUAGUGCAUCCCCAUACACCUCAUCCACAAAUGCUGUGCAUUACACCCCCUACAGAUGCCCUUGCCCAGAACACCCAGCGAAAGCUCUUGCUGGAUCCCACCACCGGACAGUGCUACCUGGUAGACACCCCUGUCCCCCUGCAGCCGGUCACUCAGAGACUCUAUUACCCCGAAAGUGGUCGAUACGUGGACGUGCCAAUGUCCGUGAACCCUGUACCUGUCUCGCCCGUCACCCUGAGUCCGCCCUACGCUCCCCCAGCCUACUUCAUCUACCCACCCACCCUGCUGCCGACCCAUUCACACUCCCAACCAUCCACAUAUUCAGAAGGGGACAGUACUGGAUCCAGACCAAGCGGCCUGUACUUCACCCCACCACCAGGUGUAGCAACUUCCAGCAGUAAGCCGGUGAUUAGCAUCACAUCACAACAAGGGCCCCGAAUCAUUGCUCCUCCUUCAUUUGAUGGGACAACCAUGAGCUUUGUGGUGGAGCACAGAUAACUGAGGGCUUGGAGAGAAUGACUGUGUGAUUGAGUAAGUGUGUCAGAGUGUGUCUGUGUGUGUCUGUGUGUGUGUGUGUGUGUGUGUUAGCCUCCAGAAACCUGUCCAGGUUCUCACCACGACUGCAAAAACUCCCACGGUUAUCGGAAAUCAUCUGUCACUUCCUGUGUUCGUGCUUCCUGUAUGCUCUGCAGUUUGUGAUAGAAGCAUGGGAUGUUUAAAACGGCAGCCCUCGGGCGUGGAGGACAAUCAAAAACCUUUAUUUUUAUUUAGAUCUGAUUUUAUUUGUUUUUGUACCAAAGCGCUGUGCAUUCAGUAAUGGCCUGUUGCCACCAGGUAGUGGAAUUAUUACAUGUUUAUGGAAAAAUUGGACAAAAUUGGACUAAGAUUUUAACAAUCACAGUACAGUUUCUGACAGAUUUUGACUGUCACAAUAAUGAGUUUUGAAGAUUUUGACUCUCAUAACAUUGGAUAUGGAUUUGUCACAGUAAGGACUUCAACUUAUACUUUUAAACUACUUUCUUCUUUCAAAAUCUGAAACAGGGACAUUUUCACUGUGGGAAUAAGGAAUUUUGAAGCUUGAACUAGGAAGAUUUUGACUGUUACAACAAUGACUUCUGAACAUUGACUGUCGCAUUAAGGAAUUUUGAAGAUUUGGACUGUCGCAAUUAGGAAUUCUGAAGAUUCUGACUGUUACAACAAUGACUUCUGCACAUUUUGACACAAUAAAGAAUUCUGAACAUUUUGACAGUCGCAAUAAGGAAUUCUGAGUAUUUUGAUUGUCACAAUAAGGAAUUCUGAAUAUUUUGAUUGUCACAAUAAGGAAUUCUGAAGAUUUUGAUUGUCACAAUAAGGAAUUCUGAAGAUUCUGACUGUUACAACAAUGGCUUCUGAACAUUUGGACUAUCGCAAUAAGGUAUUCUGAAUAUUUUGACUGUCACAAUAAGGAAUUCUGAAGAUUUUGACUGUUACAACAAUGACUUUUGAACAUUUUGACUGUCGCAAUAAGGAAUUCUGAAGGUUUUGACUGUUACAACAAUGACUUCUGAACAUUUUGUCUGUCACAUUAAGGAAUUCUGAAGAUUUUGACUGUUACAACAAUGACUUCUGAACAUUUGGACUGUCGCAAUAAAGAAAUUCUGAAGAUUUUGACUGUCACAAUAAGAAAUUCUGAAGAUUUUGACUGUCACAAUAAGGAAUUCUGAAGAUUCUGACUGUUACAACAAUGACUUCUGAAGAUUUUGUCUGUCGCAAUAAGGAAUUCUGAAGAUUCUGACUGUUAAAACAAUGACUUCUGAACAUUUGGACUGUCACAAUAAGGAAUUCUGAACAUUUUGACUGUCGCAAUAAGGAAUUCUGAAGAUUUCAACUCUCCCAACAACAAUUUUCAGAGAUUUUAACUGCUUAAUAGUCUAUUUUCUCAAUGUUUUGAUUUGUGACUGUCUCAAAAUUUAAAAACUCAUUAGUUUGACAGUGUAUGGCAGACUUUCAGUUUCUCCUACUUUCCCCUACUUUUUAAAAACGUCCCUACAUAGCAUUCUGCUGAUCUGCCGCAGAUGGCAACGCACAGUUUUAGAUAAUGUAACGUAAUAGAGUCAAUAAUUUUGACGCAAUUAUCUGACUGUUAAGAGAAGUUAGUCUUCAUUAGCAUUGGUCCAGUUCUCUAGCUUGAUGCUACUCUGCUGAAGAAACAUGUGCUGGUCAUUUUUACUUGUGUGAGGAGUACCAAUCAAGAUGAGAGUGUAGCACUUUUUGGGGGCGAGGUAAUGACUGUUCUGCCUCUGUGAAGCUGAGCAGUUCUUUACGGUGUUAUUGUCUUUUAUGGACACCAUGGCUAAAAAAUGGUAACCACUGAAAUGCUUCUGAAAUUAAGCUUUUUUUCUAGAUUAUACAGUGUAUUAAACAUCUACCAUCCUUUGAAAUAAUUAAAAAUAUUUAUCAUUGUUAUUCCCCAUGUUAACACAGAUCUUAGCAGUGUUACACUAGCCUGUGUGCAUUUGUUUGACUUUCUGUUUCCGUUUCUGUUUUUUUGUUGUUGUUGAUUUUUUUUUUUGUUCCAUUUAUGUGAGCGUACAUUAAAGGUAUAUGGAUCUGCAGGCCAGUCUGUUUACCUGCUCUCUGAAGAACACUUAAUUUAGGCCAAUUUAAUCAAAUUUAGCAAUGUGGAGAAAAGAGUCAUUGGGUGAAUCUUAUUCUAUGAUGAAAAAUGGUCCAAAGCAGGUCUGAUCAGUCUGUUCUAAUGACUUCUCAAAGUUCUUGUUUUAUCUUGUUUCAAAACCUGAGAAUAUUUGUGGUUGUUUUUGUUUUAUUUUGUCUUUUUUCAUCUUUUUGUUCAUGAUUUUUUCUCUGUAAAGUCGUCUGAGUGUCAUUUAAGGGGAGUUGAAACACUAACCUGCUGCACCCUCCUGCCUAAUUCAGUCGUCCGUCAUCAGCUCUAGAUCUUUAUCCGUCUAUGUUUCCCAGGUCGUUAAUCCUAGUCUAUGAAAAGGGGAAUCAUUAUAUGCACAUAUCCUAUUUUUACACUAUCGCUUUCCAGCAUUUCUUCGUCUCCGCCUUUAAAACCAAUAUACAGCUCCGGAAAAAAAUAAGAGACCACUUAAAUAUGAUAAGAUUUUUAAAAUUUAACAAAUUAAAACUCGCUGGAAUAUAAUCAAAAGGAAGAUGGAUGAUUACAAGCCAUUCAAACCAAGCUGAACUGCUUGAAUUUUUGCACCAGGAGUAAAGGCAUAAAGGUAUCCAAAAGCAGUGUGUAAGACUGGUGGAGGAGAAAAUGCAAAGAUGCAUGAAAGCAGUGAUAAAAAAUCAGGGCCAUUCCACCAAACUUUAUGAAUAUUAUUAUUAUUAUUUUUUUGCAUGCCUCUGCAUCUUUUUUGUUAUUUCAUCCAUUUCUCAUUUUCUGCAAAUAAAUGCUCUAAAUUACAAUAUUUUUAUUUGGAAUUUGGGAGAAAUUGUGUCUGUAGUUUAUAGAAUAAAACAACAAUGUUCAUUUUACUCAAACAUAAACCUAUAAAUAGCAAAAUCAGAGAAACUGAUUCAGAAACUGAAGUGGUCUCUUAAUUAUUUCCAGAGCUGUAUAUACAUCCUGCCUCAUAUUUGCAUUUCUUCUUGCACCACCAGAAAAUUGUAAUCUUCUAAGACCUGGAAUUCACAAGACCUCAAGAGAUCUGUCCUGUGGGGUCUGGCACAAAAAGUUAUAUUAGCAGCAGAUGUCUCAUUCUUGCGCUCAUCCAUUUUCCCUGCUUCCAACACACCAACUUCAAGAAUUGACUGUUCUCAUCUCACUUGACAGUGGUUUUAAAAUUAUGGCUGUUGUAAAAAUGGGAGGAGCUAAACUCUAAGCACUGUGACAUUCAAAAUACAAUAACCCAUUAGAUUAGCUUCCAUAUUCACCACACCAAUCAGCCAUAACACUAGCACCACUGCCUUGGGAAAUGAAAAACAUUGAUUUUAUUCAUUCCAGUGAUGCUUUCAGCACUGUUCUGGUUUGCGAACCAAAUUUUGAACCAUUCGCCGCAUUUCCACCAACAAAUGCAGGUUUCAGAAGCAGGAACGUUUAUUUGCAGCAGAAAGCAAAUAAUUAAUUUUUAUAUCCCAAGGAUAGAAGGACGCGGGACUUUUAUUAUGUAAUUGGAACAGCUGCGUAAUUGAUGAUAUCACCCUCUCAGGGGAGCAUUACAUUAUUUACUUUCUUAACAAAAUAAACCACAUAUCUGAAAUGUAAACCACUAUAUUUACAGCUAAAAUUAACUUUAAACUUAAUUUUAUCACAUAGCAGUACUAGUUCAGAAACAUACAACUUACAGGUAUGUACUUUCUCCUCUGCCGAUAAUGCUACAAGGUGCAUUCUGGGAUGUUGGACUGUAAGGAGUUGUUUUUCAAGAACCAGAGUACUUUUAGUGGAAAAGUACUAAUGUUUUAGCGGUACUAAUGUUAUGGCUGAUUAGUGCAUGGACAAUAUGUACUGGGAAGGGUAAGAAAGGAAAAUGUG
Messenger RNA from Astyanax mexicanus (Mexican tetra), 8137 nucleotides. RefSeq lists its product as uncharacterized. The coding region runs from base 361 to 4149 and encodes 1262 amino acids. The transcript is spliced from 2 exons. The record is from RefSeq and is a predicted model, not a curated record. NCBI's taxonomy places the organism in Eukaryota, Metazoa, Chordata, Actinopteri, Characiformes, Acestrorhamphidae.